AUGUCCACUCCGAACGAUCUUCAGGCCCUGCUGGCAUCUAUACGGCCACGCCCUUCUCCGAAUCAUGGGUCCGGACAAGACGCUAGCCAGCAGCAGCGGCCUGUUCAGCAGCCUGGGUAUGCGCAACCGCAAUACCACCACCCUGGCCACCCUGGCAUGUUUCCGCAUCACCCUCAGUACCCACCCUUUGAUGCUCGCGAGUUGCCUCCUGCCAUGCAUCAUCCGGAAAUGCACCGGUAUCAGGACCCUAGUGUUCACGGAUAUCAUCAUCCAUCUGUGGCAUCGGCCGUUCAGAGUCCUUCGCCGAUGAACCCAGUCAACACGCCCCCUCAUCAUGCAUCUGAUACCCUUAGUCCGAACGUGCCUUCCCCUCGUCCCGAUCAUAACCAGUACUCGCAGCCGAACCACAACGAUAGUGCUGCUAAUUUGCUUAAUCUCUUGAGAUUUAGUCAGGGCUCUGGUGCUGUGGCUCCGGCGACUGCUGCUGCUAUGGCUUCGGAACAAUCGCGGUCUCCUCCGGCUCAGGAAGUAGCCUCAUCUUUGCAGGGACGGAACAUGUCCUCGUCGAACUUGAUUGCUUCUUUGUUUGGCGGUGCUCAGGCUCCUGCCCAGAAUGCCGUGCCUGAGGUUGCAACCCCGGUUCAGGAAGAUGGUGCUCCAAGCGAUCAAACUCAGAACAUGUUGCUGCGCCUGCUCAAUCGAUCCCAAUUUGUCGAUGAGGUGACGGAAGUUCCACUCUCAGUCGCAUCAAACCAGGCCAAUCCCGAGGCAUCUCUUGAAACGAAACCAUUGGAGACCAAUGACGUUCUGACGGAGCCUGUCGCUUCCUUCGUUGAGGCUGCGAAACCGGAAACGGUCGUAUCUCCCUCGGCUUCUAAGGAUUCAAUGUUCACCUAUGUCAACCCAUUCGAUCAGCUGGCUGCCAUCUCGCCCGGCACUAGAUCCCCUCAGGCCAAGUCGGACUACGAGCCCUCGGUGCCCUCGGUUGUUGAAGAUAUGCAGAAGUUGAAGGUCGAUCCUUCCGCCGAUGCUGAGCCUUCUCCGGCUAUUGAAUUGGCCGCAACCCAGAAGCCGAAGCGAAGCAAGUCACCCGUUCUUGAGGUGGGACAGAAACAGGCUGUGGAUGAUGUCGUUAAACGUCUCGUCAGUGAGAUUGGGCGCUCGCUCAGCAGUGGGGAAAUCCAAGCUGAGAAGGCCCAGGUCGAAGCUCAGCUUGAGGCUGAGGUCGAGGCUGAAGUGGAAGCUGAAGUGGAAGCUGAAGCUCUCGCUGCCGAACCGACCGAAGCAGUGAUCUCAUCGAUCGCUGACCAGCUGCGGGAAACAGCCAUGGAGCCCAAAGAGACCGCCGAAAUGCCUCAAUCGAUUGUACCUGAAAAGGGAUCGGACAUCGACGCCGCUACCACCGCUGUUCAUCAGACCCGGAAUGAGAAUGCCGAGGCUCUGGCUGACAGCUGGGAGAGCGCCGAGGACAGCGCAGAGAAGGAAGAAGUGCGCGUUGUGUGCGUUCGGAAUUUCCCUCUACAGCCGUUCAUCUCUGUGAUUGUCAAACCGCAACCCGGGAAGGUUGUGUCAUUCCGUGACGACGCUGUCAUGGAUAUCGCCCGCCUUAAGAAGGAUUUCGAUCAGCUGGACCGCUCAUUGACUGCCGCCACAUCUGACUACAUCGUAUAUGCGCUUGCCAAGACUGGUGGAAUCCGGAUUAUUCGCCAGGACGAUGGCAGUGAUCGACAAGUCUUCCGGUCUACUCGGGACCGUGUCUUUAAUGUCUCCUUGUGCUCGUCUCUCUCUGCGGUAGGCCAGUCUGAUGUGCAGGCCAUUCUCGGAAUUGGUGUCAGCGGUGCUGUAUACUGGUCCUUGAUUUCACGGGAGGGCAAGGAUCUGUUUGAGAUGGAUGCGCUGGAGAGUGAAAGCCUCAUAUUCCCGCCCUUCCCUGCCUCGGACGAGAAUACCUCUGGUGGUCAGCUGAAAACGCGGGCCAAGCAGAGCAGUCGUCAUGCGGAUCUCAUCGCCAUUGGGCGGGGCAAGUGUAUUUAUGUUGUCUCUCCCCAAGCUGCGAUGAAUGCUAGCUAUGGUGUGUCCGGUGCUCAACGCACGGUGAACACGGAGAAAUUCUUCAAAGAGCGUGCUCUGAAGAUUUCGACUGGUAAAGCCGGGAAAGACUUCGCCUUCAGUGGUGAUGACACUGUCAUUGCGUCUUUGGACAAGACCGGCCGCUUGCGCUUCUGGGAUAUUCGUGACCUGCUGGAUCGUGACAGCUUCGUCGAGGGACCGGUACCGAGUGAGGUACGAGUUCCUUUGAACACAUUCGUGACUGGCUCUCCAGCAGAGAAGUCCUGGCCCACAUCGGUGCUCUUCGUGGACAAGUUGCGUCCAUACACACGAUCAAGUGCCCUUCGGUACGUUCUUGUAGGAUUGAAGCAGAACCACACCUUGCAGCUCUGGGAUAUUGGGCUCGGCAAGGCUGUUGGAGAGGUGAAUUUCCCUCAUGAGAACGAAUCGGAUGCAAUCUGUAGCGUGGUAUUCCAUGCCUCGUCGGGUAUCAUCGUAGUCGGACAUCCCACUCGCAAUUCGAUCUAUUUCGUGCAUCUGUCGGCGCCAAGAUACAACCUGCCUGGUAUGUCGCAAGCUGCCUUUAUCAAGGCCGCGGGUGACAAGGAAAGCUCUUUGCCCAGGCCAGAUUCGACUGCAUGCCUCAGUGGUAUUCGGGAGAUUUCGCUUGGUUCUAAGGGUCAGCUAAGAAGUUUGGAACUGCUACCACUAUCCAAGACUGGCACGGAGAAGCGUGCAUCGGAAGAGACUGAUCUCUUUGAGUUGUAUGUGAUGCACUCACGUGGAGUGACAUGUCUGAAUAUUAAGAGAGAUGAUUUGGGGUGGACAUCAGACAACAAAGUGAUUUGUCCGAUUGACGCCUUGGAGGAAGGUUCCAUCGAAGUUCGUGAACUUCAAUCAUUCCCACCAUCUAUUACUGAAGACCCCUCCGUUAACGGUGAUACUCCACCCCCAACGUCACGUAUUCCCAAGGACACCGUGAAGAAAAAUGACUUCGCCGAGUCCACUGGUAUUGCCUCUUCCUCGCGCAACCUCUCCUCCUCUCGCAACCAAUCCCCGAUCAAAUCUUCCCCCAAGAAAAAGCCCGUUGACGAGCAAUCUGAACCUGCCAACCUUCUCCAUCAUGAAAAGCUUGACAAGAAGAAGAAAAAGAAGGCUCCAUCCGACGCUGCAGUCAAACUCAAGGAUCCUGCUUCUACUGCUGGUGUUGAACCCCUUUCCCUUCCCUCCUCCAAAGAACUUGAACCUCUUGCCACCUCUGCUGCCACCAUGAGCAAUCCCAGCGCCGCUUAUGCAAUGGCAUCCUCCAACGGUCCUAACGGUGCUCAUUCUACUAUUGGUCAAAUCACUGAGGAGCAAAUGACCCGCCAGCUGGAGGAACAAGGCGUUAUUUCUCGCGGUGAGAUCGUCAAGGAAGUGAACGGAAUUUUCAAUUCCGGAAUGGAGCGCCUCUUUGAGCGCUUCGAUGACGAACGCCGCCAAUGGGAUGCUGCUUCCAAUGUCAAACAGGAGAACCUCCUCCGUCUUGUUGCAGAGAAGCUGAGUGACGACCUUGAGAAAAAUAUCCGACGCUUUUUCCAAGACGCCAUCAAAGAAGAUGUUGCUCCUGCCCUUGACGAAGGGAUCCAUCGUGCAAUUUCCCGAGAUCUACCAAAAGCCUUGAGAGAGCAGCUUCACCAAAUUAUGCCCCGCCUGGUCGAAUCAACAGUGGGGAACCCCCUUGUAAUUGACGCGGUUGCAAACUCCAUGGUAAAGAAGCUCGAGGCCGUCCAGAAGGCAGUCACCCUUUCUGCUACACAGGCAUUCCUGCCCUUCAUGGAUGACUUCGCGAAGCACACCAAGCAGGCUUCCGAUGAAGCCGAAGCACGAAUCAAGAGCUUGGAGGAGGCACGCGAGAAGGACCGCGAAAUCGCGAACCGAACCCUGGCCAAGCUCGAGCAGAUGGAAAACGCGAUGCGAGCCAUGGCGGCGCAGAUGGGUCAGCUCCCUGCCAACAACCGCCCAGCGACCAAUGUCGGGCCCACAAAUAUUGUCCCAGCAGCAAACAUCCCUGUGCAGGCUCAAGCCCAGGCUCCAGCCCCUCCAGCCCAGGCUCCGGUCCAGUCCUUGGCCCGGCAUUCUUCCUCUCAGGAUCCCCGCCUGUUGAACCGCUCGUCGCGCCCCUCUUCAGCUAUGGCGAAUGCCUCUGUCCCAGAUCUCUCGGAGGAGCUUGCCGACAUUGACCAGAUGCUUUCGGGACUCCAGCCCCAGUAUCAUGAAGCCAUUGUCAAGUGGCUUCAAUCUGCUCGCCAGGCAGAAAUCUUCGACAACUAUUUCUGCCACAUGAAUCCCUCAUUCCUCGCUCGGCUUCCUUCGAUUGUCGUCCUCUCCGCUGGUGUGGCUGUAACAGCGGCUCUGCAGCAGAAUAUUUCUGCUCGCCUCCACUGGCUCGAAGUGAGCUUGCGCAACGUGGACUUGCAGGAUCCGGAAGUCGGGGCAGUUGCGGCUCAGAUCCUGAGCCUGCUGAGCAACCGACUCAGCGAGCUGUACAACGCGGUCAACUCCCGAAAUCCCUCUUCCAGCCUCCUGCAGCAGAUCGUCCCGUUGUCCCGGGCGUUGCAGGAUAUGUACCGCCAACUCCCCGCCAACUAA
This is a messenger RNA of Penicillium longicatenatum, 4680 nucleotides long. RefSeq lists its product as uncharacterized. Gene Ontology annotation, molecular function: protein binding. Gene Ontology annotation, biological process: deadenylation-independent decapping of nuclear-transcribed mRNA. The transcript has 3 exons. Gene Ontology annotation, cellular component: P-body. The record is from RefSeq and is a predicted model, not a curated record. Bases 1 to 4680 code for a protein of 1559 amino acids. NCBI's taxonomy places the organism in Eukaryota, Fungi, Ascomycota, Eurotiomycetes, Eurotiales, Aspergillaceae.